Aspergillus puulaauensis is the source of this 1485-nucleotide messenger RNA. Its product is annotated as cytochrome P450. Bases 1 to 1485 code for a protein of 494 amino acids. The transcript is spliced from 2 exons. Lineage: Eukaryota; Fungi; Ascomycota; Eurotiomycetes; Eurotiales; Aspergillaceae. The record is from RefSeq and is a predicted model, not a curated record. Gene Ontology annotation, molecular function: oxidoreductase activity, acting on paired donors, with incorporation or reduction of molecular oxygen; monooxygenase activity; heme binding.
AUGGCUGUGUUCUCACUCCCUCUGCUGGCCGCUUUGGCUGCCGUCGGAUAUGUCGUUUUCCAGCUGGUCUACAACCUCUACUUCCAUCCUUUACGCAACUACCCAGGUCCCCUACUAUGGAGAGCAAGCUCCCUCCCCUGGAAACUGACGCUGUUGCGCGGAACAAUGCACCACGACCUCAUGCGCCACCACCAGAAGUACGGCGACACAGUACGCAUCAAGCCAGACGAGAUCAGCUUCGCCAAUGCACAGGCCUGGCGCGACAUCCACGCCCACGUCCCCGGACGCCCUGAGUUCCUCAAAGACCCGAUCCGGCUGCCGCUCGCUCCGAAUGGGGUGAUGAGUAUCCUGGUCUCUGACACGCACAAUCAUGCACGGUUCCGGAGUCUGUUUGGGCAUGCGUUUAGUGACAAGGGACUGCGUGCCCAGGAGCCUACUAUUGUGCAGUACGCGGAUCUCCUUGUGGAUGUGCUUCGCGAAGUCGCUGAUACUGGGGACUCGGUGGAAAUGGUGCGAUACUUUAACAUGGCGAUCUUUGAUUCCAUCGGUGCGCUGUCUUUUGGGGAAUCGUUCGAUAGUCUGAAGAACCGGGAGUUGCAUCCGUGGGUUGAUACCAUCCACAAGAACCUCAAGAGUGUCGCGAUCUCGCAUGUUCUGCGCAGUAUGGGCGUCGAGUUCCUGACUCCGUAUGUUAUGCCGAAGGAACUGCGCGGAAAGAGACAGGAGAACUACAGCUACGCGAUCGAGAAGCUAAAGAAGCGCAUGCAGAAGACCGGCGACCAGGGCGACUUCUGGGACCGGGUCAUGGUCAAAAGCGCAGACGGAAAUCAAACCGGCGACGGUAUGAGUCCUGGCGAGAUGCUCAACAAUGCUGCUGUAAUGGUCGUUGCAGGCUCAGAGACGACUUCGUCUGCACUCUGUGGCUGCACGUAUCUACUCUGUAAGUCCGGAAAGAUGGACAAAGCUGUGUCCGAGAUCCGGAAUGCGUUUGAGGCGUCGGACCAGAUUGAUCUCCUUUCUGUCUCUCGAUUGCCGUAUCUCACGGCUGUGAUUGAUGAAACUCUCCGCAUGUAUCCCUCUGUGCCUGGCCAGCCUCCUCGUGUUGUGCCGGACGGCGGUGCUACGGUAUGCGGCCAAUUUGUGCCUGCUGAAACCCGCGUCGGAGUCAGUCACCUCGGAGCAUACUAUGCUGAUUACAACUUCUCGCAUGCGGACAAAUUCAUCCCAGAGCGACACUUGCAGAAGGCAGAGGAGCCGUACAAGUAUGAUAACUACGGUGCUUAUCAGCCUUGGUCUGUUGGGGUUCGCAACUGCAUCGGCCGAAACCUUGCCUAUGCCGAGGUGAGAUUGACACUGGCCAAGCUGUUGUGGCAGUUUGAUAUUAUGUUGGACGUGGAGAGGACUGGCGAGUUUCUGGACCAGAAAAUAUGGUCCAUUUGGGCGAAGAGGGAGCUUUACAUGUCAUUUAAGACCCGGGUGAGCUGA